Molecule: messenger RNA, 792 nt
Organism: Fusarium pseudograminearum CS3096
Lineage: Eukaryota; Fungi; Ascomycota; Sordariomycetes; Hypocreales; Nectriaceae
Exons: 2
Coding region: 1-792 (263 amino acids)
Source: RefSeq, a predicted model, not a curated record
AUGCAGCAGCUCGCGUACCUCGAUGUUCAUAACCACUCGUUGCACACACAGGGUUUUGUUGUUUACCCCUCGACUCCGACCAUCACAAGCCCAUCUGCCGAUAAGGUGGACAUGCAAAUCCGGGUAUUCCAAGCUUCCAAAUUACUCCAAGGAGAUGGCCAUGGCACUAUCCGCUUCAUGCUGCCCUGUGCACCUCCACUUAAUUGGGGUAAACCUGAGGAACAGCCUGCCAUAAUCGUCAUGGCGGGCAGCAGGUCAGCGAACCAAGAUCAGAAUUUCGGCCCUACUGGUGGGGUUCGGCCUAUACCAUCUGGUAGUUACUGGAAGUUAGUAACAACGGGACCGAACAACGGAAACAUGGCCAAAAACGUUUGUGUCUUGACCGCUCCGGCUGGUAGCGAACCGUUUAUCCUCACGGAUGAGGCCAUGAAGACUGGCGGCUACGCUUUUGCCCAAGAUCUAGAUAAAGGAAUGUUCAGAAUCUUAACUGACGAGCUACUCGGCACAAACAAGAGUGUCAUCGCGUUUGCAGGUAUUGGUGCUGUCAAUCCCAAUUUUCCCAACCAUGUCGUGCCAAUCGUCACUUGGGACGUUGCACCUAGUUCUGUAUACACAGUAAAGGCGGACAUGUCAUCCUGGCAAGUUGUUGCAUUGUCUAAUAGUGCACCUGCGACUGCACUCGACUUUUCGACCUUGCCAUCAUCCAUCCCUGUUGCCUUUGCGCCCGCACCAGAAUCCAACGCUACCGACGUAUACUUCACUGCCAACAAUUCCUUUAGUAACGAACCCUAA